This is a messenger RNA of Orussus abietinus, 3396 nucleotides long. RefSeq lists its product as uncharacterized. Gene Ontology annotation, molecular function: Wnt-protein binding. Gene Ontology annotation, biological process: negative regulation of Wnt signaling pathway. The coding region runs from base 5 to 2737 and encodes 910 amino acids. The record is from RefSeq and is a predicted model, not a curated record. The transcript has 5 exons. Gene Ontology annotation, cellular component: plasma membrane. Lineage: Eukaryota; Metazoa; Arthropoda; Insecta; Hymenoptera; Orussidae.
UCUCAUGGCUUUCCUUCGAGUGUCGACUUUUCUGAUUGUUGUCGGCCGGGCACUCGCCGUCUCCUGGGGGUCCGAUGGGGCCCACGAGCGCUGCGAGGAUGCCGUUCGGGAGACCAUCGCCGAGGACAGGGCCACCGCUGCCGACGAGACCGCCUCCAGGCUCCACUCCACUUGGCUCUCGCAAGAGUGCGAGGUUCGAGCUGGGCCGGAAUACGUGAUCCGGAAGUACACGUUUUAUCAAAAUGGGACUUUUUUGCUUCAUCGCCAUCACUAUGCCGAAGAGUCGUGCAGCGUCGCGACGCAUACUCUAACUGCCCGAGGUGCACUUCGAUUGUUGCAACCAUCGUUAACAAUAAGUGGCGCAACAGAAGCCAGAUACCAGCUACAUACAGUUCAUAUAAUUCCACUCAACCGACAGGUGGCCUACAAAUUCGGGCACCGCGUGAACGCGUCGUGCAGCCCGCAGCCAAGAUGGCGGCCGUACGUCGCCCAGCUGAUUUACGAUCUUCCACUUCGGCGCUUCUCGGGCCCGUUUUGGGAGGGCCCGAGGUACAAUUCUCUCCAGGGCCAUCCCUAUUCUCGGAAUCACCGUGGCUUGGACUGUCUGGAGCCUCUGGGGGUCGAUUUCGAGGAGCUUAGGCUCCUGAGGGUCCAAAGAAAGCCACCCAUUUCGAAGGCCUUCGGCCUCGGCGUCAUCGGCAGGCCCAGAGUCGAACUUCUUCUGGGCAGUCUUCCUCCCAAUGUCCAUUCUAGAAGGACCCACAGGCCCAGCUCUCUUCAGCCCACCUCGCUUCUUCGAAUUGACAAUAUCAAUGGAUGUCCGGUGUGCAGUACGAUUGCAAGAGGAACAGAGACAAGUCCACCGCUUCUUCAUGAAGCAGCUGCACUUCCUGCACUUCUUGGAGGUUCCUGGUUGAGCUCCAGCUGCGAAAGUUUCGAAGGUGGCUUUUGGAUGAGAAGACAACUUCAAAUUUAUUCUGGGGAUAAGCUGUGGACAGGUCGAUGGGAUUAUUACGAGGAUCCGAAGUGCACUUCCUUUCUAUAUGCAAUUUCCGCAGCUGGAAGUUACGUCCAAAGAGCUGGAAGACAAAGACGUCAUCCACUUCAGUACAACUUCGAUGAACCAACUGUUGUUAGGGAUUUCGACCCAGGGAUCAUGUCUUUGUUGUUGCCAACUGAUGGCGAAUUCUUCAAGGAAUCCUUCAGGGAAAGGAGAAGUAUUGAUCGAGAGAAAUGGAGGAGCAAAGAACUUCACGAUUAUCAGAACUUUAAGAAGAUUUUGGGCAUUCGAGAUGUUGACGAUGGAGAUCGAAGUUUGGAAGGGAUUAUUGGUGGCAUGAAGUUGGAAGCGAGGAAAAAUAUGAAAUUAGGACUGAAAGAUGAACUUGAAGACAAAGUUGAUUUUCGAAUCAGUGAAAAUGAAAAAUUUGAGGAAAUGGACACCGAAGAAUUUCCAAGAAUGAAGAAAGAGCUUGCCGAAUGGAUGACUCCUGAGCUUGCCAAGAAGAUAUUCGACAUGUAUGGUCCGAAGAAAGUCAGGACGGAAGAAAUGUUGCCAACCCUUGAAGAGAUCCGAGAAGCGAUAGGAAAAUCCGAUGAAUUAUCGGAGAUGCGACAGAAAAUCGAUGACGAAGAAAUGACGGAACUUCAGAAUCACAUCUUAAGAGACAGCAAACUGUUAGCUUCGAAAAUGACAUCGACUUCUUCAUCAACGAUUCCUUUAGAAGGAACGACCUGGGAAUCCUCUCAAAUAACAGAAGUUUGGAAUGGAAGAGAUGAAGGAAAUGACUUCUCCACUUCUACAAUUCUGCCCCAAGAAACCACGGAAUCCUUGUUACCAAUUCCCGAUGAGCAAGUCGGUGAUAAUCUAGAUAAUAUGAAAGACAAAAAGUUCGGUUUAAUUUCCGAAGCACCAGAGUCCACGACCAUCCCCGAAAAAGAAGUCAAUCCAUCGGAACAAAAUCAAUCGUCACUUCCUUUAACUACUCGUCAACCAACUCCGGUGGAGCCUUCAUCAGUAAUCAGUAUCUCCAAAAAAGACAACACAGAGAACGAGGAGAACAAAGUCAGGUUCGUCCUCGAAGCGAGGUCUUCAUCGGUGAAGAUGUCGCAGACCAAACGAAGGAACAUCCUCCCGGAAAAAACAGAGGGUCAAAUUGAUGAGAAUUUAGAAGUAGGAAAAGCGAGAAGAAGUUUGGACGAGGACUCUUAUCGUCACCUCCUCCAGAACGCACAACCUUCCAUGGUGGAGUCUUUCGCCGCAAUGUUAAGGGGGAACCAGCGAUACGAGCAAACGACCAAAAGACCGUUGGUCCCGCCAAUGCCAAGUGGAACCACGGAGUUGGACCUGCACGUUGCUGAGAGUCUUCUGAUUCCUGGCGAUCCUGCCAUGGCACAGCGUUGUGGAAGUCAGGGCGAGGUCCUAACUUCGUGGCCUAGAAAUUGUGUGAGACACGCGAUUGAAGCUCCGUCAACUCUGGGACUGAGAGCCAGAAUUGGGGUCAACUGGGUUGGGCAUUACAUCUUGAUGUUGGGCCCUAGGGAUGACAAUCUUUGGCAGGCGCCUUUGAGACAGUGUGGACCAACUUUGUCGUAUAAUCCUAGACUUAGAGCGCAUCUUAGGAGGAUGGUGGGACUUAAGUUUGGUCUGGUCUCCACUUCGGGAGCUGGUGAGUCCUUCAGUUGGUUGAUCGUCUUGCAAGUUGUGGUGUGCUGGUUGUGUUGGCUGGCCCGAUGACGACCAACUGCGAAAUAUGGGAUAAACGAGUGAUGGGAGUUUUCUUUGUCAACUCAGGAAGUAACAUAUCUAGGUUUUUCAAUAAAACUAUUAGGAAAACAAUCGUGUUAGGAAACUGCGAUCCUGACGUCAUGAAGUAUGAAUUGUGCUGCACAUGCCAUCCAGGCUCCUUCGAUUCUAGGAUCGAUGGCUAGGAUUGAUAUCUGGGUUAGGCAUUACAUCGAUUAUUAUUGUAAAUAUGUAAGUAAUGUUAAUACAGUUUAGGCAAGUAUGUACGUAAUAGAAAUAGGAUUAGGAUUAUUAUUAAAUUUUUACACGCGUAAAAGAUCGACAUGUAAUCAAAUUUAUUUCUGAAGGACGAACACCGACCAGUGAUUAUUUAAAAAUUAACGUGGCUGCGAUUUGCAGCACAAAUUAGUUAAGCUUGUAUAUAAAUAAAUAUGUAAAGGAAAAUAAGAUUUAGUGACUUUCUUCGAGUCACCGUUUAGAUUAUUGUUAGGUCUAAGGUUGCCACGGCUAUGGGACGAGAACCCCAGUGAAUUUGAUUUUUAAUUACCAUUGUUAGUUACAGGAAUUAUUCUGUAAAUGUAGCAUCUGUUUAUAUGUAAAAUAUGUGGAUAUGUAUUAUUACAGUAGAUAUAAUGGAAAAAAAGCGGAAU